CCUCAAUUAAUAACUAGGUUCUUAGUUCUUAGUUAUUACCUCAGGAAUAGAACAUUUCACCGGAGAUCUUCCAAUUGUAUAUCUCUAAAUUCAUCACAUAUUUUCGUGUACCGCGUUACACAUACCGGUUUGACAAAAAUGCAAACGGUUUGCGUUUCUGGAGAUAAGCUAUGGCGUCCGCGUCCUGACCCUCUCUCAUUCCUAAGCGGCUCUAGUGUGUCGUUUCAAAGUAACCAUGUGUCGUUUAGCACACUCCGAACUCACAAGUCCCUAACAGUAUCCAUGGCUGCCAAGCGAAGCCCCAAGCGUCUCAAAUACACCGCUGGUUCUCGCUUCAACAAGGGUAAUGGUUUGCUGUACAUUGAAGCUGAUUCAUCUGGCUCAGAUUCUUGGAAAUUGGAACCGGUUAUCAAUCUCUUGAAAGAAGGUGCUGUUGGAGUUAUCCCUACUGAUACAAUAUAUGCAAUAGUAUGUGACCUUAGAAGCCACUCCGCCAUUGAGCGUCUUCGUAGAAUCAAGAAUAUACAAGGUUCAAAGCCUCUUAGCAUCUUAUGUCACUCAUUUCGAGACAUUGACAAAUACACAACUGGAUUUCCACUCGGUGAUGGUCAAGGUCAUGCAAAUUUAUUCAGAGCUGUUAAGCAAUGCUUACCUGGUCCUUACACUUUCAUCCUAAUUGCUAGCAAAGAAUUACCUAAGCAGUGCAUAAGGUUUGGGACUACUGCUGCCAGAUUUGCAUCAAGAAAAAAUGUUGGUGUCCGUAUGCCUGAUGAUGCCAUUUGUCAAACGAUACUAAACCAGAUGGAUGCACCAUUAAUAUGUACAAGCAUCAAGUUCCUGAAGGAAGAUGAGUGGAUGAUUGAUCCAGUUAUAAUAGCCGAUACAUAUGGACCAGAGGGUCUUGAUUUUGUUGUCGAUGGUGGUGUAAGAGUGGCCGAACCUUCCACAGUGGUUGACAUGAGAAAAAUGCCUCCGAAAGUCCUACGACAAGGAAAGGGCCCUAUUUUACAUUGGAUGGUAUUGGAAGAUGAGGGUACUGAUGUUGAAGAGGAUCUCAUCCCUGCUGCCAUUUGAAAGUUAAUCAUCCAUUUUGAUUGGAACUUUAGCAUCUGAAGACCUGUUCAUGACUCUUCUACUUUGUAUCAUUCCUCCCAAUGUAAGAGGGAAUGAAGAGGAAAACUUAUGGAAACAUUUAACAGAUUUCUAUUAUAUGCACAAGGUAGAUAUUUUAUGUAAAUAAAAACUUAUAAGUUGAGUCCCAUUUUAAUUUUUUUUUAGUGUACAAAAUUGUUAUCGCAAUUCCGACUCAGGUGUUGUGAAAGUCAAAGGUCUCUCUAUAAAUGCAACUUUUAAGGAUUGAACUUUCGACCUAGGAGUUUAAAUAGCCACUUUGAAUCACUACAACAAACACCCAUUGGAUAGCCCCAUUUUACUAGAAAUAAGGUCAUUUAGACAGUAGUUUGUGAGGAGCUAUGAAAAUGUAAUGUAAAUUUGUUAUUUUAUUUGUACAAGGUGUAAAGCAACUACUAUUCAGAUGUACUUAAUGAAGUUACUCAAAUAGAAAGUACUACGUUAUUAGUA
Messenger RNA from Lotus japonicus, 1581 nucleotides. RefSeq lists its product as uncharacterized. Gene Ontology annotation, molecular function: double-stranded RNA binding. The record is from RefSeq and is a predicted model, not a curated record. The transcript has 9 exons. Lineage: Eukaryota; Viridiplantae; Streptophyta; Magnoliopsida; Fabales; Fabaceae. Bases 139 to 1074 code for a protein of 311 amino acids.